Messenger RNA from Rhizophagus irregularis DAOM 181602=DAOM 197198, 1371 nucleotides. RefSeq lists its product as uncharacterized. Lineage: Eukaryota; Fungi; Glomeromycota; Glomeromycetes; Glomerales; Glomeraceae. Gene Ontology annotation, biological process: protein phosphorylation; signal transduction. Gene Ontology annotation, cellular component: cytoplasm. The record is from RefSeq and is a predicted model, not a curated record. Gene Ontology annotation, molecular function: ATP binding; protein kinase activity.
AAAACCUUUUUAUAAACAACCAAAAUUUUUUUUUUUGAUUCAUUAAAAAUGACGGAAGUAAUCAAUGCAUCCUCAAAUAUCUCAAGUUUAUUAUUAAUGAAACACAACGAUUUAUUAUUAAAAUCACAACAAUCACAUUCUAAAGCGAUUGAAGAAAUUGCAAACAAAAUGGAUAUAGAAUUCGUUAAUUUCAACGAAUUUAGUGAUAUUCACGAAUUUAGAAGUGAUUUAUAUGGUGAUAAUGUAAGAAAGGCUACCUGGAAAAAAAAUUCAAGACCUGUUAUUUUAAGAUCUGUUCCUGGUUAUAGUAUUGAAGACCAUCAUAAGAAAUUAACUGAAGAGAUUCGUCGCUCUAAAUCGAACAUGAAUUGUGAGAAUAUAAUACAAUUACUUGGAGUAACCGAAGAUUCAUCAGAAAAAAAUGCCGUUCUUGUAAUACAACAUCCUAAAGAUGGUACUUUAAAAGAAUAUUUGUCACAACAUAAAGAUUUGGAUUGGCCAAAGAAAUUUAAUUUAGCUAAAGAUAUUGCAUAUGGAAUAAGACAUUUACAUAAAGCAGGAAUUGCUCAUGGAGAUUUGCAUGAAUUAAAUGUUUUUAUUGAAGAUGGUAAAGCACUUAUAAGGGAUCCAAGAUUAUUUGGUUUUGAUGAUGACGAAACAUCUUCUUCUUCAACUUUAAAUAGUGAUGUGCUUUCAACGAUACCAUUUGUUGACCCACAAGUUAUGGGAGAUAUGAAACAUAAACCUGAUAAACGUUCAGAUAUUUACAGUUUUGGUGUACUAAUGUGGGAAUUAUCAAGUUGUAAAUCACCAUUUCAUGAUACUCCGUUUGGUAAUGGAAAUCAAGUUUUACUUACAAUGGCUAUAAUGGUUAGAAAAACUCGUGAACAACCUGUACCAAAUACUCCUGAAGAAUAUGUUCAAUUAUAUCAACAAUGUUGGGAUCAUGAACCAGACAUGAGACCAAGUAUUGAACAAGUUUGUGAACAAAUAGAAGGUUUCUUAUAUGAUGAACCCGUUAUCACUGGGAAAUCUUUAAGUAAUAGUAUUGUUAUUGCUGACAUAAGAGCUUCAUCUGAAGAAUCAAGGAAAUCUCAUGAUAACCUUCACCCACCUUCAUUAUCAUCAUCACAAUUACAAUCAUCACACAGUCAAAAUGACAAUGAGAAACCAUUAUCAUUAGUACCUCCGGAACCUAAAUAUCAAGAUGCCAAUUUAAGUGAACCAAUAUCACCAAAAACAUUAGCAAAAAUCAAUAAAGAAAUCGAAAAAUCAAAAGGAAUUAAAAAAUUUAAAUCAAAAAUAUCAAAAAUAUUUAAGAAAAUGUCAUGUUUUUCUUAAUUUAUUUAAUCAUAUAAUAACAACUAUUAA